CUUUGGUCUGCGUCGGUCUGCGAUUUGCCUCAGUCCCCAGACUGUUCUUUGCUCGCUCCAAGGUUCUCCUUUUCACAUUUCAACGCCUCGCGCUGCCUUUCCCUUUAUUCUCUCUCCGAUCGCCACUCCGACUCGUCUUUUCAGAGCCUGUCCACAGUCCUUCCUUUGGUUGCUUUUUCAAACUACCAUCACUCUCUUUUUUGAUCUUCCAUUCAGUCUCUCCUUCAACUUCGUUUUUAUUUGCACUACAUUUUAUAAUCCCCGCAUUCCUCAGUAUACAAAUACGAGAUCACCCGACUCCGCAGCAUCUGAGACAUUCUAUACCUGAAUUGUUGUGUAGAGACUAUACUAUCAAUCAUCUCAUCAGCCAAUAUGCGCUCAGUUUUCUUCCUCGCCCUCAGCGCCGUCGCGACUCUGGUCGCCGCGCGUGAAAACCCUUUCAACAUCCCCUCAAGCGGAUAUGAGUUCACCGCUGGCGAGCCCACUACCUUGAGCUGGGAUCCUACUACUGAAGGAACCGUGACUCUCAGGCUCCAAUGGGGCGACGCCUUCACCUCCUCAACUGGUGAAACCAUCGUCUCUGGUAUCCCGAACUCGGGCAGCUACACCUGGUCUGUGCCUGACGAGAUCGCUGAUCGUGACGACUACUCCGUCGAGAUCGUCAGCGACACAGACCCCUCGACCAGCAACUACCUUCCCCGUUUCUCGAUCGCCGGUGCCGAGGAGGUCACUUCCACCACUACUACUGAGACCUCCACGACAACUACCGAGACCAGCACCACCAGCACCACUAGCACCAGGACGACAACCACCAGCACCACCACUACUGAGACCACCGAGACCACCGAGACCCCGACUCCUACCCCGUCCCCGACCAGCUCUACCAGCUCGACCACUCUCACCACCACCACUACCACUGAGAGCAGCACCUCGGAGUCCGCAACCCCGACUCCUACCGAGGUCCCCAGCGUCAACGAUGACGACAACGCGGGCAUGUCCAACCGCGUCUCCGGCUCUAUGCUGGCUCUUGCCCUUGGCGUCAUCGCCCUCAUCUAAGCAUGUCCCUGUCGUUUCUAGUCGGCCUAUCCUUCUAUAAAGUAUAAUCCAAUUCUUAUCGGCCGCUUCCAGCGCGUGCCGGUUAUUGAUUGGGCUAUCCUCUUUCCUUUUUUCCUUCUUCGCCCGUUGUUAACUUACGGACGUGCAUGCGUUGCGUGUUUUCUGAAUGUAGUGGUAUCAGAAGACAUAUUUGGAUGGAUACAGUACCUUGUGUCGUUCACGUGUGUUUACAAAUGUGGCAGCCUGACCUGAAUACCCCAGUGUUUGUUACCUCUGCUUCGUUGGAUGGGAGGAAUCAGUGGAUAUAUCGGUAAUUGGCCUUUUUUUCCCUGGCAUGCAUCAUGUAUAUAUGUAUCCUGUAAUGAAUGUGCGACGUCCCUUUUUAAGCUUUGGUACGUAGUAGGCACGGCUCGGCCGCCGGGAAAUUGACCUGUCAUACCCACUUGCUGAUGGUAGGGCAAAUCAGAUUUACGGGCCAAUGGACGAUGAGAUAGUCGUAACGAGUACGUACUACUGCUGGAGCUUCAAGGUUGCAUUGCCGUUGCAGGAGACAUGUACGUUGACUGUUGACACAGCGGCCGUUGACUCGGCUGGCUUAAGCGCCGGA
Messenger RNA from Aspergillus calidoustus, 1663 nucleotides. Lineage: Eukaryota; Fungi; Ascomycota; Eurotiomycetes; Eurotiales; Aspergillaceae. The record is from the annotation of a GenBank genome assembly.